Molecule: messenger RNA, 1089 nt
Organism: Linum tenue
Lineage: Eukaryota; Viridiplantae; Streptophyta; Magnoliopsida; Malpighiales; Linaceae
Source: the annotation of a GenBank genome assembly
GGAGCGGAUAUAAUUUUGCGCCUCGGAGAAUAAAUUGCGGUUGUUGAAGGCCGGAGAGGAAGGCUGCUGGUUUUUUUGCCUUGUCUGGCUCCUCUCGCCGGCGACUCUUCCGAAAUCUAGGGAUUCGAAGAACUCGGGAUAGAAGGGGAAAAGCCAGCAGCUUGGCCGUAUCGAUAGCUGGCAGGUGAAACGGAGGCGGCGAUGUCGUCUAUUUGCCUCUCCGCGUGUUCUACUUCCAGACCGCUAGCAGUUCCACCUUGUUCCACGGCGGCGCGGGGCUUCUCGUCCACGGCGGGGAAAGGUUGCGAGUGCUCUCUCUCUUUCCGGCCUGCGAAUGGCUCCGGCGGCCUCCUUUCUUCCGCGGGUGAUAGGGGAAGGUUACAGGUUGUUCGUAUGGCUCCCGACGAAGAGAAGUUGACUCGUCGAAAUCCUCUCGAUUUCCCAAUCGAAUGGGAAAGGCCAAAGCCUGGACGAAGACCGGACAUAUUCCCCCAGUUCAGCCCAAUGAAAACACCGAUUCCACCUCCGCUGCCAUACGAUCCUCCCCCGGAGGAGGAGGAAGAGGAAGACGGAGACAAGAAGAAAGAGGAGGAAGAGGAAGGAGAUGAAAAUCCUGAUAAGGAGGAAGAGCCCGAGAAACCCGACAUUUAGUAGAUAGAAAUAAAAGCCAGCUACUCGAGCAAAAUAGAACGCCGAGCGCAAUUCUGAGUUUUCUGUUUUUCGAUCUGUGAGAAGGAAGUAUUUUGACAGGAAGCUGUUUUGGUUACUGCAUGCCUUAUUAGCUACACCUUCUAUUCUCACGUUCAGAUUUUGUGCCCUCUUAAUGGAACAUUUUAGCUCUCGUCCUACAGUCAGGGUUCUUGUAUGAAACUAUUGCAGUGUUGCCCUUCUUGAUGCAGAAAGAACCUUCUUAAUUGAACAUUUUUUAACACCUCUGUGGUGAAGUAGUGAAGGUGUUCCUGUUUGUUUCUCCUCCUUCUUUUACUUCCCGUUGUAAUCAGAACGUAAUUGCAGAACGUCUCCGUAACCUUGGCAAUGAUUUGAUUUGGAUGAGUUCCAUUUUAGCUUUGAAUUAGGCAUUAUUAAGCC